Messenger RNA from Rubroshorea leprosula, 506 nucleotides. The record is from the annotation of a GenBank genome assembly. NCBI's taxonomy places the organism in Eukaryota, Viridiplantae, Streptophyta, Magnoliopsida, Malvales, Dipterocarpaceae.
GAGCAUAUUUGAUCCAACAAUUCGGUCAAGAUACUUGACUGAAUUAAUUGUUUUUCAAUCAAUAUUUGGUCUUUUCGGUCAGUAAUUCUUGACCGAAUUUGUGCCUUUUUCUAGUAGUGCAAAUUUUCUAGAUUCUUUGCUAUGGAGAAGCAAGGGGAAUAAAUGGAGUGGUAGGGAGAGAAAGAACGAGAAUGAAUGAGAAUGAAGGAAGAGAAAGAAAGGAAGGAGAAGGGAGGAAGAAAAAGAAAAGAAGAAGUGAGGAAAAGCAAUGACCAACAAUGGUGACAAUGUUGGUGUCGGUGCUGGAGAAGACAAGGAAAUAGUGAAGAAUCAAAGAAGGGAGAAAGGAUCGAGAUAUUAUAUGUUUGGAAUGAAAAAUAGAGUAUGGCUAGGUAAAUGGCUACAGGGUUUAUUCACCUCUUAUUCUUAAUUUGACUAUAAAUAUAUUUUUUAAAGGAAGGUAACCUACUGUGUGUUGUUCUGAUGAAUACAUGAAUCAUUUUCCU